AUGAUGGUGCACUGUGCCGGCUGCGAACGGCCCAUCCUCGACCGCUUUCUGCUGAACGUGCUGGACCGCGCGUGGCACAUCAAAUGCGUUCAGUGCUGCGAGUGCAAGACGAACCUCUCGGAGAAGUGCUUCUCGCGCGAGGGCAAGCUCUACUGCAAAAAUGACUUCUUCAGGCGCUUUGGCACUAAGUGUGCGGGCUGUGGGCAAGGCAUCUCGCCCAGCGACCUGGUGCGCAAGGCCCGCGGCAAAGUGUUCCAUCUCAACUGCUUCACCUGCAUGGUGUGCAACAAGCAGCUGUCCACGGGCGAGGAGCUCUACGUCAUUGACGAGAACAAGUUCGUGUGCAAGGAUGACUACCUGAGCUCCUCCAGCCUCAAGGAGGGCAGCCUCAACUCAGUGUCAUCCUGUACGGACCGCAGUUUGUCCCCGGACCUCCAGGACCCUCUCCAGGACGACCCCAAGGAGACGGACAACUCGACGUCGUCGGACAAGGAGACGGCCAACAACGAGAACGAGGAGCAGAACUCGGGCACGAAGCGGCGCGGCCCGCGCACCACCAUCAAAGCCAAGCAGCUGGAGACGCUCAAGGCUGCCUUUGCCGCCACGCCCAAGCCCACGCGCCACAUCCGCGAACAGUUGGCGCAGGAGACCGGCCUCAACAUGCGCGUCAUCCAGGUGUGGUUCCAGAACCGACGGUCCAAAGAACGCAGGAUGAAACAACUGAGCGCGCUGGGCGCCCGGAGACACGCCUUCUUCCGGAGUCCGCGGCGCAUGCGUCCGCUGGGCGGCCGCUUGGACGAGUCUGAGAUGUUGGGGUCCACUCCGUACACCUACUACGGAGACUACCAAGGCGACUACUACGCGCCCGGAGGCAACUACGACUUCUUCGCGCACGGCCCGCCGUCGCAGGCGCAGUCCCCGGCCGACUCGAGCUUCCUGGCGGCGUCGGGGCCCGGCUCGACGCCGCUGGGCGCGCUGGAGCCGCCGCUCGCCGGCCCGCACGCCGCCGACAACCCCAGGUUCACCGACAUGAUCUCGCACCCGGACACGCCGAGCCCCGAGCCGGGCCUGCCCGGCGCGCUGCACCCCCUGCCCGGCGAGGUGUUCAGCGGCGGGCCCAGCCCGCCCUUCCCCAUGAGCGGCGCCAGCGGCUACAGCGGACCCCUGUCGCAUCCCAACCCCGAGCUCAACGAGGCCGCCGUGUGGUAA
Messenger RNA from Lynx canadensis (Canada lynx), 1209 nucleotides. RefSeq names its product LIM homeobox 5 (gene LHX5). Gene Ontology annotation, molecular function: DNA-binding transcription factor activity, RNA polymerase II-specific; RNA polymerase II transcription regulatory region sequence-specific DNA binding. The transcript has 5 exons. Lineage: Eukaryota; Metazoa; Chordata; Mammalia; Carnivora; Felidae. Gene Ontology annotation, cellular component: nucleus. The coding region runs from base 1 to 1209 and encodes 402 amino acids. The record is from RefSeq and is a predicted model, not a curated record. Gene Ontology annotation, biological process: regulation of transcription by RNA polymerase II; neuron differentiation.